AUGGCAUCCGGACACAAGGCCAACGACCUGCCCAAGGUCCACCGAUACAUUACGGACCAUGAUACCGAAGGCAAGGCAAUUCUAUCAAAGGCCCUGCCCUCCCCGCUACCGGAGCAGACCAUUCUCAACGGCGUCGUGUUUGGCCUCGGCUACGUGACCACGGAGCGGCCAGUCGUCUUUGACGAGGGCAAGGACAUUGCCGCCUACACGCCGCUCAUCAAGGACCCGCCGGGCAUCGUCAUGCCGGGCGGCACCGUGGCGCGCUACGUCGACACGCCCCCGGGUUCCAUCAGCCCCAUGCACCGCACCGUCAGCCUCGACUACGGCGUGGUGCUCGAGGGCGAGGUGGAGCUGGUGCUCGACUCGGGCGAGACGCAGCUGCUCAAGCGCGGCGACCUGGUCGUGCAGCGCGGCACCAUGCACGCCUGGCGGAACCCCAGCAAGACCGAGUGGAAUCGCAUGUUGUACUUUCUCCAGGAGAGCGCGCCCGUGCUGCACGGCGGCAAGAAGCUCGAGGAGGACUAUGGAGAAAUGGGUGACGAGGUCAAGAAGAGUGGGAACUAG
Molecule: messenger RNA, 564 nt
Organism: Pestalotiopsis fici W106-1
Lineage: Eukaryota; Fungi; Ascomycota; Sordariomycetes; Amphisphaeriales; Sporocadaceae
Exons: 1
Coding region: 1-564 (187 amino acids)
Source: RefSeq, a predicted model, not a curated record